CCCCCUUCAAAUCUACAUCUCUGACGCAUUGCGUUUACCAACACUGGAAAACGAAACCAAGAGCGAAGUGUAUUUUUUAGCUUUUAAAGUACAAUUCUGCAAUGGACAAGGACUCUGACAGCACUGUCACAUCCUUGGACGAGAACACAGAGAACUUCUGCCAAAAUCCCACGCGAGACAUUCUCGCCGAAGGAAUCACAAAUCUCUUUAAGCCGACCAUCGAGAAGCUGGACGAGCGGGUAGCCACAACAAUCCAAUUGCAGGCGGAGCUCAGGGGUCAGUUGGAAGCACUAUCUGCUCAACUAAAGGACAUCGAACGAGCACAGAGCCAGAUACCCGAAUUUGCCGACAAGGUCAAGGAACUGCUGAACGUAAAGCACAAAGUGACUGUGAUAAGCAACGUUCUAGGAACAAGUCAAGAGCGGCUCACGGGACUGCAUAAACUAAUCGAAAAGGAGCAACGAAGGCGUCAGGCUCUAUUGGACUCGGCUAUAAGCACAAACAUAUCAUAGACAAGCCAAAGAUGGAAACGCCCUACACCGAUCACCUGACCCGAGAAGACUAUGACCAUGUCUAUGAACCAGCCGAGGACUCUUUUCUUUUGCUCGACGCUUUGGAAAAAGAUUUGAAUUUUUUGGAGAAAUUGAAGCCGAGCCUUUGCGUUGAAAUAGGAUCUGGUUCGGGAGUUAUAAUAACUGCUUUGGCCAAAAAAAUCGGCACGGGUUCAAUCUGCCUGGCCACUGACAUUAAUCUUAAAGCUUGUGAUGCCACACGAAAAACAGCUGUCCGAAACGGUGCACGGGUGUGUCCCAUUCGCUGUAAUCUAACAGAUGCAUUACGUUCGCGUACUGUUGACGUCCUUCUGUUUAAUCCACCUUAUGUAGUCACCAGCGAUGAGGAGCUUCAAACUCAACAAUUUAAUUCAGGUGCCGAACCUUCAACCGAACGCAAUUUGGUUUUCUCAUGGGCAGGCGGCAAGGAUGGCCGACGCAUUACAGACCUUCUCCUUGAUAAACUGGAUGAUGUUCUUUCACCGACGGGAGUUUUAUACCUUCUCCUUUUACAGGAGAACAAACCUAAUGAAAUAAUAAAACAUCUCGACAGCCUCCAUUUUAGGGCUGUUAAGUUCCUAGAACGACGUAUUCCUGGUGAAUAUCUGCACAUUCUGAAGGUUACCAGGUCUUUAACAUGACGUGAAAUUAUUUUACCUCAUUCUAGCAUUUCUAAUAUGGUUAUAAAUUCAAUUCAAUUAAAUUAAACAGAUGCAUUGAAAAUUUUUUUAAGUAUUUACUUUUAUUUUUUAAAAUAAUAAUUGAUUUCUUCAUUAUUCUAAAUCGAAUUGUAAAAUAAUUUUAAACGAAAAAUAUAUUGCCUAAUAAAAUGAAUUUAUUAAUUCUGGAGUGGGUCCAAAUUAAA
Drosophila ananassae is the source of this 1416-nucleotide messenger RNA. RefSeq names its product SNAPIN protein homolog (gene Snapin). Lineage: Eukaryota; Metazoa; Arthropoda; Insecta; Diptera; Drosophilidae. The record is from RefSeq and is a predicted model, not a curated record. Gene Ontology annotation, biological process: endosome to lysosome transport; lysosome localization; synaptic vesicle exocytosis. Gene Ontology annotation, cellular component: BLOC-1 complex; BORC complex; synaptic vesicle. The transcript has a single exon. The coding region runs from base 102 to 512 and encodes 136 amino acids. Gene Ontology annotation, molecular function: SNARE binding.